Notolabrus celidotus (New Zealand spotty) is the source of this 3221-nucleotide messenger RNA. RefSeq names its product bestrophin 2 (gene best2). The transcript has 11 exons. Gene Ontology annotation, molecular function: chloride channel activity. Bases 468 to 2342 code for a protein of 624 amino acids. Lineage: Eukaryota; Metazoa; Chordata; Actinopteri; Labriformes; Labridae. The record is from RefSeq and is a predicted model, not a curated record.
CCUCGUUUAAAGGACGGAAGAAACAUUUCCUGUCCACUGUGUUGUCCUGUGCGCUCCUUGUGCCCCGGCGCUGCGGCCUGUCGCUUGUGGUCCAUCACCGAGCCGCGCUCUCCCGGUCGGGGGCCGCGCUAACGAGCUCCUCCUCCCCGUUUUGGGGAUUUACCCCGGGGCGCACUGACCACUGGACACACCGAGGAGGCUCCGAGGAUUACUGCCAUGCAGCCAACCGAGCCUCAAGUUAACCGAGCUGACGCCAGGGGAUAUCAGAGUUAUAAGCUCUUUCAAGAAACAUUAUUGGUAAGCAGAGACAGCGGCACAGAGAGCACUGCUCUGAUGAGUGAAAAUAUGAAUUCACCUCUCCAGUGGUGCCAAUUACGCACAGUUAUUCACUGAGAUAUUGGCAUUUUCAUCAAGAUAGAACACUACCAAAGAUCUUUUAUUGAGGACCUGUCGCUUGGCUGUCACCAAUGACUGUCACAUACACAGCCAGGGUCGCAAAUGCUCGUUUUUGUGGCUUCUCCAAACUGCUGUUGGCCUGGAAAGGCAGCAUCUAUAAGGUGCUAUACAAAGAGUUCCUGGCUUUCUUUGCCAUGUACACAGCCAUCAGCAUCACUUACAGAUGCUUCCUGUAUGAGGACCAGAAGAGGUAUUUUGAAAAGCUUGCAAUCUAUUGUAACCAUUACGCCAGUCUCAUCCCCAUGUCCUUUGUUCUGGGUUUCUAUGUGACCCUGGUGGUGAACAGGUGGUGGAGUCAGUACACCAGCAUCCCACUCCCUGACAUGCUCAUGUGCGUCCUGUCUGGCGGCCUCCAGGGGAGCGACGAGCGAGGCCGCUUGCUGAGACGAACCAUGAUGCGGUAUGCCAGUCUGUCGGCUCUGCUCAUCCUCCGCUCUGUCAGUACAGCUGUAUUCAAACGUUUCCCCACCAUGGAUCACGUGGUGGAGGCCGGAUUCAUGUCAAGAGAGGAAAGGAAGAAGUUUGAGGGGCUCCACUCUCCUUACAACAAAUACUGGAUCCCCUGUGUUUGGUUCACCAACCUGGCAGCUGUGGCGCGCAGUGAGGGCAGGAUUAAAGAUGACCACACGCUCAAACUACUGCUGGAGGAGCUGAACUCAUUUAGAGGGAAGUGCAGUAUGCUGUUUCAUUACGACAUGAUCAGUGUUCCCCUAGUUUACACUCAGGUGGUCACUUUGGCAGUCUACAGUUUUUUCCUGGUGUGCCUAAUUGGUCGGCAGUUCCUGGACCCCACUCAAGGCUACCAAGGCCAUGACCUGGACUUGUACAUUCCCAUCUUCACACUGCUACAGUUCUUCUUUUACGCCGGGUGGCUAAAGGUUGCAGAGCAGUUGAUCAACCCUUUUGGAGAAGAUGACGAUGAUUUUGAGACCAACUGGCUGAUUGACAGGAAUUUCCAGGUGUCCAUGAUGGCAGUGGACGAGAUGUAUGGAGAUCUUCCCAUGAUGGAAAGAGAUCGCUACUGGAAUGACUCCAACCCAAGACCACCCUACACUGCUGCCACUCUCUUUGUCCUCCGCAAACCCUCAUUCCAGGGGUCCACUUUUGACAUGGCGAUCCCAAAAGAGGAGAUGCACUUCCAGCCUCUGGAGGAUAUUGCUGAGAACCUGGAGGAGUCCGGCAUUCGUCACCCAAACCUGGCCCUUUUCAACCGUUUACUCAAUGCCGCCCCCUCCCCUACUGGCUUCAUGGGAGGGGCUCUUCGGCGCACCUCAGCACAGCUCCAGAGGCUACGCCAUUCCCCAAGCAUUGACCAAUGCACCAGCGAUGAUGAUGACGACAAUGAAAGCGUUAAAAUAGGAAAAGGUGGGUCUCUGCCCUCAGGGCUGGGGCAAGACACUCAGAGCACCAUUUGCAGUUUCAGGGAGGAUAAGAACGCCAAAAUGCCUCUGCUGGAGAUUCAGUUUGGGUGGGAGCAAGAGAGGCAAGGGGGGUUCCCUGCCACCAUUGAGAAGAAUGAAGUGAGUGAUUUGGAAGAAAGGAUGGAAGAGGAGUGGGAGUUAGAGGAGGAAAGUGAAAAAGCAGAGGAGGGUAUCCAACCUGUGUCACCACUUCCUCCUCCUCCCCAGUCCUUCAGAGACAAGUCAAUUAGACCGGUCUCUCCCGUCACCCCUCGUCACCCCUCUGCCUUCCUGUUUCACCCAUCUGUCCACUCCAGUCUGGAGCACUGCAGUUCCCAGCCUGCAAUCAACCAUAGCAGGGCUGUGCCCACCACUCCCAAACCACCCUUUGGUGGAAGCAAAAUGUCCUUCCUCUCAGUACCAUCAUAUGAGGAACCUCAGCGGUUUCGCAGCGUGAGCAUGGGAUCAGAACUCACUGGGUCUUAGGGCUGUGAAGAAGUCUCAGUGUUUUGAUAACCAGAGAGGAAAAUUUAAGGAUGUCCCUGUGAACUUUUGACUAAUUCAGAUUUGAUUCGGUCAUGUAUUCAUGCAUGAUAUACGUCAUAGAUUCAGGAAGGUUUUUUUAUGAGUUGUUAUUGUUGCCUCACUGAUGAUAAUUGAAAUGUAAACUGUAUUAUUGUUCUGACCUGUGGGGAGAAUUAUGCAUUUAAUGGCACUUUAAAGGAAUAUGAUGCUCUAAAAAAUAUUGUGGUUAGUGUUUACUGAGGGUAUGAGAAAAAAAAGAUAUACUCAGAUCACAGUUUAUGUUAAGUGAAGGUCAAGAUUUUCCUUGAUAUUUAGCCUAGCUUAGCACACAGACUGGAGGCACAGGGAGCUUUUCUUACUUUAGUAAGGGGAAAGUGACUUCGAUCCUUUUUCAACACUUUAUAUUUUACUUGCUGAAACAUCACAACAAUGUGUUCAAGAGUCCAAUUUAUUUCAUUUCGAGAGUUGAGAGUUUGAUAUGAAGCAGGAGGUAGCUAGCUUAAUCAUUAAGCUAGUUUCUUAGUAGAUAAGAUAACUGCUCCUUAAACCAAAGUGUGGUUGUAAAAGUUAGCAUAGAAAACCACUAUAAUGACAGAGCAAGUUGUUGAAAGAGCAAGAGCAAGAGCAAGAGCAAGAUGUUUCUCUGCUUUAGACUUUGUGCUAAGCUGGGCUAAACCUGAAAUGAUAAUAUGUAAAUCAUUAAAUGCUUACUAUUAAUAUUAACUCAUACACACAUACAAAUGUAUGCUUUCUUGUAUUGACUGUUUGCCUGUAUCGGCACCUUAGCAAUAACCAAAGUCUGUAAGAAUGUGGUGCUAAAAAUUAAACAAGAUUUUAUUU